AUGGACAUGCCAGAGAAAUCAGAAGCAGGUCCUUCGGCCCCAUUAGAAACCUUCGACGCGCCUCCCGCAUACACACCCCAGCCCCCACCCGCACCCUCAGCACCCACCACCGACAACCAGAUCAACGAUGAGCGCAACCCCGCAACCAUCCCGAGUACCAUGGGCCCCAAAAAAGUAUACACAACUUACCACAUAUACCUUGAGCAAAACUACAUGCGCAAAGUGAAAGUCGCGCUCGUAAAGCACCUAAAUUCCGACUCGCCCUCUUACGUCUUCGAAUUCCCGGAUGAAGGCGAGCACGCGGGGCAGAUGGUGAUGUACGCAGGCGAGAAGACGGAGGGCGGAGCGCUUGGUACCGCAUCCUUCGCGACAGAGUUCGGCAGUAGCAGGCUGGAGUUGAGCGACGGCCGCGUUGCGUCUAUCUCCGUCGUACCGCGCAGAGACAAGUCGCAAAAAGUACGCCUGUUCCGCUUGGAUAUAUCCAACUCCGCCUCCGCCUCCGCCUCCUCUAUGCCUUUGCCACAACCAAACACAAUGUUCUGGGAGAUGGGGUCGCGCAAUCAUGGGGCUUCAAGCAGUGGGUUUGGCAAUCUUGAAUUCAUGGAUGAGGACAGAAAGGUGUAUGCGGUGUUGCUUACAGGAUGGCACAAGAGUAUGAAGAAGAUGGGAAGAUUGCAUUGGUUGGUCGAGCCAAGGGGAGAGUUGGUGGAGAUGGGGUUGGGGAGCUUGAUGGCGAUAUGGAAAAAGGCGGAGAGGGAUGUUCGGAGUGGCCAUGUUGGUUUGGGAAUCUAA
Messenger RNA from Didymosphaeria variabile, 792 nucleotides. RefSeq lists its product as uncharacterized. The record is from RefSeq and is a predicted model, not a curated record. Bases 1 to 792 code for a protein of 263 amino acids. The transcript has a single exon. Lineage: Eukaryota; Fungi; Ascomycota; Dothideomycetes; Pleosporales; Didymosphaeriaceae.